GAGACUUGGACUGGAAAAUUGAGACAUUGGGAGAACGUAAUGGAAAAGUGCAUUGGGAGACUUGCACUGGGAAAUUGAUACAUUGGGAGAACGCAACGGUUGGGAGACUUGCAGUGGAAAAUUGGGACAUUGGGAGACCGCAAUGGAAAAGUGCAUCAUUGAGAGACUUGCACUGGAAAAUUGAGACUGGGAGGACGCAAUGGAAAAGUGCAUUGGGAGACUUGCAGUGGAAAAUUGAGACAUUGGGAGAACGCAAUGGAAAACUGCAUUGGGAGACUUGCACUGAAAUAUUGAGACAUUUGGGAGAAUGUAAUAGAAAAGUGCACUGGGAGACUUUCACUGGAAAAUUGAAACAUUAGGAGAAUGCAAUGGAAAAGUGCAUUGGGAGACUUGC
This is a messenger RNA of Owenia fusiformis, 394 nucleotides long. The record is from the annotation of a GenBank genome assembly. NCBI's taxonomy places the organism in Eukaryota, Metazoa, Annelida, Polychaeta, Sabellida, Oweniidae.